CUUUUUUUUAAAAAAUCUCUUUAAUUACCAAAACAGCUUUCUAUUCCCACUGCUUUUUACAAAAGUUCCUGUAUUAAUGUCUUACAAAACAAAAGCAACGUGUAUUGUAAACUGUAUCUUCUUCUUGAGAAAGUCUAGAGUCUUGCUUUACACAUUAAAUCCUAUGGCCUACAAGUACAAAAAGAUGAUAUAAGCUACUUCACUGCAUUGGUUUACUUUCUCUGUUCUGUGUCUACCACAAAGAUUGCAGUUUACAACAAAAAAUCCCCAAACUAAAGAACCAACCAGUAUGUAGGUUGGCACUGUUGACUGUGGAGGCAGGCACCAGUCUGAUGGGGUGGGAGGAUGACUGGGAGGCGCCUGCCCUCUCAUUAACCCCCCGUUUCCUCCACACCUCUUUUGUUUACACCUACAUGCCGGUCAAGUCCAGGCAGAGGAGCAGCAGAUCCACAGACUGCACUCUGUUCUUGUUGGAGCACAAUGUGUGUUUCUGUGCUCUGCUUUAUUCUGCUGUUUGGAGUUUGUCAUGCCUCUGACGCCGCCGCUCCUCCUGCCCAGCUCGGGCCUCCGUCGCUGGGGUUCAGCUCCUCGGUCCGCUCGGUGUGCAAACCCAUCCCGAGCACCCUGUCUCUGUGCCACGGCAUCGGCUACAGGCACAUGCGGAUCCCCAACUUGCUCGGCCACGACACGCUGAGGGAGGCCCAGCAGCAGUCGGCGGCCUGGCUGCCCCUCGUCUCCAAGCUGUGCCACCGGGACACCAAGAAGUUCCUGUGCUCGCUCUUCGCUCCGGUGUGCCUGCCGGAGCUCAGCGGGCCGGUCAGCCCCUGCAAGAGCCUGUGCGAGGUCGUGCGGGACGGCUGCGUGCCCGUGAUGAGCGCGUUCGGGUUCCCCUGGCCGGAGAUGUUCAACUGCACCCGGUUCCCCCGCGGCGCCGAGCUCUGUAUCCCUGCAUCCGGAGAGCAGGAGGGGAGGACGGCCGAGGAGGUCAGGCACGAGGAGGCGCUGAAAGGGAGUGUCAUCUGUGAUGCCUGCAGUCUGGCUGCUGAAGGAGAAACUGACAUCCAGGAAAACUUCUGCCACAGUCCAUAUGCGUUUAAGAUGCGUCUGGGCAGUGUGUCGAUGGUGGGAGGGGACCGUCAGCUGGUGCCUACGGCCCGCAGCCGCAUCCUGAGGUGGGCAGGGGGAGGUGCAGAGAGGGCAGAAGGGAUUGGAGGCGCGAUGGCCCACAGCGCUUUGUGGCUGCAAGAAGGAGGCACCUGCACUUGUCCUGGCUUGGACUCUGCAGAGACAAAUGAAGACAGUGGGUUAGAGGAGGAACAGAGGGGUAAAAGACAAGCAAAAGAAGGAGGUAAGGAGGUGAAAGGGGUCCAGAGUGGAUGGUAUCUGGCCCUGGUUCAGGCUGAAGAGGGGAGGCUUGUGCUGACUAGAUUGGUGAGGUGGACCAGAGGGGACAAAGAGCUGAAGAAGUUCAUCAGAGCUCUCCUGAAACAGUCUUGUUCAGAGCCAUAGAUCGGGGGUUAUCAGCCAUCGAAGUCCUGCCCCACGGAUGCUGCUUUGUGGUUGCAUGCAGUGUGUAACUGUGUGCUGCUAAUUUCUACAUCUUUGAAUAAUGAACAGUUAACAAAUAGUUCCCAACUAACACUGAAUAAUUCACUUGAGUACCGAUUGUUAGAUACAAUGUAAAUUAACCAGAUAAGAUCGUAGUUAUCUGUAUAUCUGCAUACUUGGCACUUUCUUGAUGAAUUGAUCCUGAUUAACUCUGAAAAUGUGCUCAAUAACCAAUCAAGUCUUCCUUAUAUACAUACAUAUUAUUUUGUGUCACAUCAAGUCAAGUAGUAUUUUGAAUUACUACACCAUACUUCAAAAUUCAAGUAAAAUAGAGCGUAACUUUAGUAAAAUUACUUUCUUUUCAGUGAAUUAUUAUUAGACAGAGAACUGGUGUUUGUUUGUAUUGUGUACUGAUCAUCCAAAUAUUCAGAAUAUCUCUUGCCAGAAGUAAUGCUAUGGCAUUAUCAUAAAAGAUUGCAAACGUUUAUAUACUUCCCACUGGGGCAAUAUUAGUAUUUUUUUGUACAUUUGUGUAUAUAGGAGGGACAAAAUAUAACCCUUUAAUCAAAGUCAAAGUGUUUGAUAUUGAUUGCAGGGUUUAGACUGAUCUCAUCAAGUUUUCUUUUGACACAUAUAUGUGUUGAAGCAGUGUAAUUGUUGUUAUUCCAGUAAUGAUAAAAAUGUUUUCUUAUACUACCUAUCCUAUCAUUAUAUACACAUGAAGCAUACACCAUAAAAAAUAGCCCUGCACGUUUCAUUUUGCCUUGUUUUUUACCAUUAAAAUGUUUAUGAGUUAAAUCACAUGUUAGGAUUCACAUCAAAAGAGAAGCACUGAAAAGAAAGGAAGAAAAGGAAAUAUGUAGUCAAUAAUAAAUCCUUUAGAUCUUGUUUUGUCUCUAUUUUUGCAUUUUAUUACAUAUAUUUGUUCCUAACACAACUCUACUGUAGUUCUUUUCUUUUCAUUUGAACAAACUUUAAUAAAAAAAUGUACG
Messenger RNA from Anoplopoma fimbria (sablefish), 2540 nucleotides. It is a transcript of the gene sfrp2l, whose product is annotated as secreted frizzled-related protein 2 like. Bases 481 to 1509 code for a protein of 342 amino acids. The record is from RefSeq and is a predicted model, not a curated record. NCBI's taxonomy places the organism in Eukaryota, Metazoa, Chordata, Actinopteri, Perciformes, Anoplopomatidae. The transcript has 3 exons. Gene Ontology annotation, biological process: non-canonical Wnt signaling pathway; negative regulation of canonical Wnt signaling pathway; canonical Wnt signaling pathway. Gene Ontology annotation, molecular function: Wnt-protein binding.